Molecule: messenger RNA, 5185 nt
Organism: Callorhinchus milii (elephant shark)
Lineage: Eukaryota; Metazoa; Chordata; Chondrichthyes; Chimaeriformes; Callorhinchidae
Product: tolloid-like 1
Exons: 21
Coding region: 77-3094 (1005 amino acids)
Biological process (GO): proteolysis
Molecular function (GO): metalloendopeptidase activity; calcium ion binding; zinc ion binding
Source: RefSeq, a predicted model, not a curated record
CCCAGGCAUCGCUUCUUUCCACGAAGAUUUAAUAUCAUAAAAGCAAAAAAAAACAAAAAAAAAACCCAAACGAAAAAUGAAUGUGAUUGCACUGUUACUCACCUCCUUGACUCUCUCUGGGAAAACGCAGCGAGUGAGUGGACUCCGGGACGAUUACACGUCCAACUACUACGAUGAAGAGAAAGGCGAGGUCAUCGAUUACAGAGACCCUUGCAAAGCUGUUGCGUUUUGGGGCGAUAUUGCCUUAGAUGAAGAAGACUUGGAACUCUUUCAGAUUGACAGGACAAUUGAUUUAUCAAGACACACUUUGGACAGAAUUGGACACACAACAGGUGGAUUAGGAGAACAUAGAGUCUAUAAGAAAGGAGCUGUUUAUGAACUUAUCGAUAGGAUACGAAGAUUGGGAGCAGUUGCAGAUAGUGAGCUGAAUAACACAGAUAGAGAAAUGAACUCAGAAGCCUUAAAACAGACAGAGAAGAAAAGAAUUCCCCGAGCUGCAACUUCGCGAGCGGAGAGAAUAUGGCCUGGAGGUGUCAUUCCAUAUGUUAUUGGAGGGAAUUUUACUGGCAGUCAGCGAGCUAUGUUCAAACAGGCCAUGCGGCACUGGGAAAAGCACACGUGUGUUACAUUCAUCGAACGAACAGAAGAAGAAAGUUACAUUGUCUUCACGUACCGGCCAUGUGGGUGCUGCUCCUAUGUGGGUAGACGUGGAAAUGGUCCUCAAGCUAUAUCCAUAGGCAAAAACUGUGACAAGUUUGGGAUUGUGGUCCAUGAAUUAGGGCACGUGAUUGGGUUUUGGCAUGAACACACAAGACCAGACCGAGAUGAUCAUGUAACUAUCAUUCGAGAAAACAUCCAGCCUGGCCAGGAGUACAACUUCCUCAAGAUGGAACCUGGUGAAGUGAACUCCCUCGGGGAGUCAUACGACUUUGACAGUAUUAUGCACUACGCUAGGAACACCUUCUCAAGAGGAAUGUUUCUGGACACCAUUCUGCCUGAACGUGACGAAAAUGGUGUAAGACCUGCCAUUGGCCAACGUACACGUUUAAGUAAAGGAGACAUUGCACAGGCAAGGAAGCUGUAUAGAUGUCCAGCGUGUGGGGAAACACUCCAAGACUCGACCAGUAAUUUCACGUCACCAGGAUUUCCGAAUGGAUACCCCUCUUACACACAUUGUGUUUGGAGAAUCUCUGUUACACCUGGUGAAAAGAUUGUGUUAAAUUUUACCACCAUGGAUCUUUUCAAGAGCCGCCUGUGCUGGUAUGACUACAUAGAAGUACGAGAUGGCUAUUGGAGAAAGGCACCGCUUCUUGGCAGAUACUGUGGUGAUAAAUUGCCUGAAGUCCUGAUUUCCACUGACAGUAGAAUGUGGAUAGAAUUUCGAAGCAGCAGUAACUGGGUGGGAAAAGGUUUUGCAGCAGUCUAUGAAGCAAUCUGUGGAGGUGAGAUCCACAAAGAAUCCGGGCAGAUUCAGUCUCCUAACUAUCCAGAUGACUACAGACCGAUGAAGGAGUGUGUAUGGAAGAUCACCAUGUCUGAGCAUUACCAUGUAGGAUUAAUUUUCCAGGCAUUUGAGAUUGAGAGACAUGACAAUUGUGCCUAUGACUAUCUAGAAGUACGAGAUGGCAGCAGUGAAAAUAGUCCUAUGAUUGGGCGCUUCUGUGGCUACGACAAACCAGAGGACAUAAAAUCCACGUCUAAUACCUUGUGGAUGAAGUUUGUUUCCGAUGGAACAGUUAAUAAAGCAGGAUUUGCUGCAAAUUUCUUUAAAGAGGAGGAUGAAUGUGCCAGGCCUGACAACGGAGGUUGCGAGCAACGAUGUUUGAACACUUUGGGCAGUUAUAAAUGCACUUGCGAUCCAGGCUACGAGCUUGCAGCAGACAAGAAGAGCUGUGAAGCUGCAUGCGGAGGACUCCUAACCAAGUUAAAUGGAACGAUCACCACACCAGGCUGGCCUAAAGAAUACCCUCCAAAUAAAAACUGUGUGUGGCAGGUUGUGGCUCCGACCCAAUACAGAAUCUCGAUGCAGUUUGAAUUUUUUGAAUUAGAAGGCAAUGACAUAUGCAAGUACGAUUAUGUGGAGAUCCGGAGUGGCCUUUCAUCCGAUUCCAAGCUUCAUGGCAAGUUUUGCGGUACGGAAGUGCCUGAAGUUAUAACAUCCCGAUACAACAACAUGAGGAUCGAGUUCAAAUCAGACAAUACUGUUUCAAAAAAAGGAUUCAAAGCCCACUUUCUUUCAGACAAGGAUGAGUGCUCCAAGGACAACGGUGGCUGCCAACACGAGUGCAUCAACACCAUAGGAAGUUAUGUUUGCCAGUGUCGUAAUGGAUUUGUGCUACAUGAAAACAAACACGACUGCAAAGAGGCUGAAUGUGAGCACCAGAUCCACAGUGCUACAGGGGUCAUUACCAGCCCCAACUGGCCCGAUAAAUACCCCAGCCGCAAAGAAUGCACGUGGGAGAUCUUAGCUACCCCAGGGCACAGGGUGAAAAUAACUUUCAACGAGUUUGACAUUGAACAACACCAGGAAUGUGCUUACGAUCAUCUGGAAGUGUUUGACGGAGAGUCUGAUAAAUAUCCAAUUCUGGGGCGAUUCUGUGGCAGCAAAAUGCCAGAUCCAGUCCUCUCGACCACAAACAAAAUGUUCAUUGGAUUCAUUUCGGAUGCAUCGGUACAAAGGAAAGGUUUCCAGGCUACCCACUCCACAGAAUGUGGUGGCAGACUGAAGGCUGAAAUCAAAUCUAAGGAUUUGUUUUCUCACGCUCAGUUUGGAGAUAACAACUACCCAGGCCAAGUGGACUGUGAGUGGCAGGUUUUAGCAGAAAAAGGCUACAGCGUGGAGCUCUCUUUUCAGACGUUUGAAGUGGAGGUGGAAGCUGACUGUGGCUAUGACUUUAUUGAACUGUUCGAUGGGUUUGAUACAACAGCUUCAAGACUUGGGCGGUUCUGUGGAUCUGGACCACCUGAGGAAAUCUAUUCAGCGGGAGAUGCCAUUUUAAUCCAUUUCCAUACUGAUGACACAAUAAACAAAAAAGGAUUCCAUAUACGAUAUACAAGUACAAAAUUCCAGGAUGCCAUACAGACCAAAAAGUAACCUGGAACUUCAACGCUGUUGCUUUUUUUUCCCUUCUUUUUUUUCAAACAAAGGCAAAAUAACCUAAAACUAUUUUACGGUAACAGUACAGCAAGGAAAUGAAGAAAAAGUACGUGUUCAAUUGAACUGUGUGUGUGUGUAGAUAGUGUGUGUGUGUGUGUGUGUGAAGGUUACAAAUCCUGGUGGAGAUUUCAGUGAGGUGCAGCUUAUAGCUAAUCUGGGAAUGAAGCUGCAGAGCUGGAAGCCUGCAUGAUGAAGCUACAAAGUUGUCUCCUGGUUUGAUGUUUGUCACUAAUGACUGCAGAUGUGAUCAGUUCCACUCAGUGGGGUUGCUCCUAUGCAAGCCUACACUCAGCUACCUGCUAUGUCCAUGGGAAUGAGCCACAUCAAACCAUGAUCGAUUUCGCUGAGCAUCGUUCACAGAUGUUUCGUCUGACAUACAAAGAAGGAACGAUGCAUUCAAAUUUACUGUCCUUUGUGUAUUUGUGGUUUAACUGAUAAUCUGAAUGCAAACCAUUUACUGCAUAAUUUAUGAAGGUUUGUACUUUUUUUAAAAAAUGUUUUUUUCGCAGUGUCUGUAUUAUCUGUGAUCAUGUCUUUCAGUUACAGGACUUCAUUCUGAUGAGCACUCUAGCAGACUAUGAAUUCCCUCAAUACCAAAAAUAGGUUAAGAGCAUUAGACAUCCUGAUGCAUUUCCUAUAUUUUGCUGUCAGAAUGUGCCAGGAUAGUGUUUAAGUGUUGGUAGUUUGCACUUAGAGUGAUAACAAGAAGUCUGCCUUCAAGCUCUAUGUAUUGUAAGCUUCUCCGGUCUGUAUUAUGUAAAUCACCUGAAAUUGUAAGCAUAUUGAAUUGUAUGUGUAUGAGGUAGAUUAAUAGAUAACCAUACAACUAUAGUGUUUCUCAGACAGAAUGAGCAAAAUGGUCACAGACGUUUAAAGAAAAUGACAACUGCAAUUCCUCAACAGUGCAGUUCUCGCUGUUUUGAGUGAAGAAAAAAAAUAACUAAUUAAACUGGUGAUCAUUUCAAAGUGCUGCAAUUUUCAGUGGGAGACCAGAAUGAUAUGCAUAACCCAUCUUUACCACUAUUCAAGUUCAACUCCCUUGGACACUGGGAUGUCUUCUAAAACUGUGGUCUAACUGGAACCGGGUGAAAGACUUACAUCUCCGAACAGAUGAAGAGAUGGAAAAGGCCACAGAAAAUAUGAUGUUAAGCAGAUUUCUUAUGGUGCUAUUCCACAUUCAAAAUCAUUUUAGGUUUAAUGAGCCAACAAUCUAUAGAACCUGUAUGAAUGUCAAACUAUUUCAGGCAUAAACAGAAGGACAAUGAAUAAUAUCAGCUUGAACAUCGGAUGAAGUUCCCAUUGCUAUCAAAGCACAAGUCCUGUGGAGACUGUGAAACAAAUAAUGCCUUAGAGUGAAUCAUUGUAAAUUCUUGCACAUGACAAAUCUUUCUGCAAAAUGAAACUUUGACUACUUAUUUCAAAAUAAUUUGACAACUUGAACAUUUUUCUUGUCAUUUUUUGCCAUGUAAAAAGAAGUCCACAUCGUUGGAGUGUUUAAGAUAUACAGGAAUAAAAUGAUUUAAUGUAGGUUAUGUUUAGAAAUCUUUAGCAACCUGUUUCUAAAACUGCUGAAACAGUUUAGGUGGUGGUUCAAUGUCAAACACUUUUUUUCACAUUGCACCAAAUGAACCACAAUACUGGAGGUUUAGUUAUAACACAUAUGCAUUAUUCUGUAUUAAUUUACAAAGGCAUUGUAAGGCAAGGUGAAACUUUGUAGUAUGGCUGAAUGGUGAAAUUGUUACUGUAUGUGCCAAGUUCCAUUUGAACCUGUUUUGCUAUAGCUUGUUUGUUCUUUAUUUUUUCGCUAUUUGUUUAUAACCUGACCAUUGAGGCUUCUGAAGCUUCUCAUUAAAAUUCUUUCAGGUCAAGAUUCAAGAGUAAAACAAAACCUCAUUGCAAGAAAUAUUAUUUUGCAAUGUUUUUGACACAUUAGAUUGCUACCUAAGUUAGCACUAAUUAAUCUAUUUGUAUCUGUAUUAUAUCCUAAGUCAUGAAAACAUCGCUAGCACUAAUAAAUAUGUUUUUACA